GCCUUAGAAGAGGGGAGGAAUCAAGCGGUUUUCUAGCGACAGAUAGCCUCCCCACGGCCUGUCAUCUCGUGGGUUGGUGUUGUAUCUGUUAAAAAGUGUUGACAGUGGCCAGCGCGCAACCUUGAGCUAGGCUGCUAGAGGGAUAAGAAGGCGUGUAACUACGUUCUGCUCCCUCAGACUCCCUCGCAGCUCCUCAGACUGGUUCCUGUUCUCGCUUCAAACUCACUGCCCAGCUUCUUCCUCUGAGUUGAACGAGGAAAAUCAAAACCUGGAGUGAAGGCUAGCGAAGGCAGCCCAAACCCACCAUGUCCCUGACGGAGCGAUACCUGCUGCCCCUCCUGCGGGACUCCUGGCCGCUGCUGGUGGCCACGUGCCUCGCCAUCCUGCUGCUGCACCUCCUCCUCCGCCGCCGCCAAUCUUCUUCACCGGUCCCGCCCCGCUCCGACAAGAAGGCGCGUGACACUCCCGAUUCUGCGGCCAAACGGGUUAUUGAAUCGGGCCGCACCGGCGAGGAGGACGAUGAGGACACGACGGACUUAGUGGACCCGCCCCUCCAUGAAGACGUGCCGCACAUCCCCUUCGAGCACACCAGGCUGUCGGAGGAGGAGAGCCAGCGAAGGGCGGAGGAGUUCUACCAAGUGAUGAGCCAGCGACGCUCCCUGCGGUACUUCAGCUCCGACCCCGUGCCGCGCCAGCUGGUGGAGACGCUCGUGCGCACAGCCGGCACGGCGCCGUCGGGAGCCCACACGGAGCCCUGGACCUUCGUGGCGGUGAGCGAGGCGGGGUUGAAGGAGCAGAUCAGAGCCAUCGUGGAGGCCGAGGAGGAGAUCAACUACACAAAGCGGAUGGGCAAGCAGUGGGUGGCGGAUCUGAAGCCGUUUAAGACCACAUGGCAGAAGGAGUACCUGACGGAGGCGCCCUGGAUCCUCCUCAUCUUCAAGCAGCCCUACAGACCCAUGCCGGACGGGCGGAAGAUCAACCAUUACUACCACGAGAUCUCAACGGCGAUCUCCGGUGGGAUUCUGCUCGCGGCCAUCCAGAACGCGGGCCUCGUCACCCUCACCUCAACGCCCCUGAACUGCGGCCCAGCUCUGCGCGCCCUCCUCGACCGCCCCACCCACGAGAAGCUGCUGCUGCUCCUGCCCCUCGGCUACCCCGCCAAGGACGCCACGGUGCCGGGGAUCUCGCGGAAGCCCCUCGACGAGAUACUGGUGAUGAUGUAGAGGGGGAGACGAGGAGAGUCGAGGAGAGAAGAGAAGAGAAGAGAAGAGGAGAGGAGAGGAGAGGAGAAGAGAAGAGGAGAUUAGAGUGGAAUGGAGUGGAGAGGAGAGGAGAUUAGAGGCGAGGAGAGGAGAGGAGAUUAGAGGAGAGGAGUGAAGAGGAGAGGCGAGGAACACGUGCUGAGGCGUAGCCGUUCUAUUUGUACCUCUUUCUGUAUUCAAAAGUUAGGUUAGGGGAGGCGGUGGCUGAGUGGUUAGCGUGCCGGCCCCGCAUUCCGCCGCGCUUUCGAUGAUGCGGGUUCGAAUCCGCCGCUAACCACCUGGGAUUUUUCGGUCACCGUCGAGUGGCCUAAGACUACCCACAUGCUGUCCUGAAGACCACCUAUCAACCCGGACUUUAGAAGAAGCUGUGCAGCGCAAGUGAAAUCAAGAAUGAGCUCCGGGGGUCAGCGUGAACCAAUAAUAAUGGCGCCACUAUAAACAAUUGCUUUCGCCAUGACGAGCCUACCAGCGCUAUAGGCCAGAUGUACAAAAAAAAGUAGCAAUUAUAGCGGUAAAAGGGGCAAUUGCUGAGACUUGACCAUAUUUGUUGAAUCUUUUUCUUCGUUCACAGGUUAGGUUAGGUAAGGUUAAGUUAGGUGUGUGUCUCUAUCUCAGCGUUACCAAAUUAUCGUACUCAGCCACGCAGCACAUUGUGUUUUCCGGUUUCUGAGUCACAGCUAUCGCAAACAAACACCAAUAAGUAACGCUUUUUAACGAUAACUUUAGCUGAAAUCUCGUUAUCUGUGCGGGUAGGAGAGUUUUGGGCCCUGGAACUGAUAAAUGCGAUGUUUUCAGUACGAUAAUAUGGUAACGCUGCUCUAUCUAUCUGCUUCGUUGUCUGCCAGCUAGCUCUUAAGGGAUAUCUGGUGUAUAUGAACGAGUAUAUCCUUAGCUACUGUGUUCCAAGCGUUCUUUUAUGUGACUCCGAAGUUUGCUUAUAUACCUCUGUUAAGAAGAAGCAUGAUACAACCUU
This is a messenger RNA of Eriocheir sinensis (Chinese mitten crab), 2235 nucleotides long. RefSeq names its product iodotyrosine deiodinase-like (gene Iyd). The transcript has 7 exons. NCBI's taxonomy places the organism in Eukaryota, Metazoa, Arthropoda, Malacostraca, Decapoda, Varunidae. The record is from RefSeq and is a predicted model, not a curated record. Bases 306 to 1223 code for a protein of 305 amino acids. Gene Ontology annotation, molecular function: oxidoreductase activity.